AGAAAGACGUUCUCAAGAAAACCAACGUUUCUUCUUUAUCAUUCUAAAACCCCCAAAAUAUUCAUCACAACUCAUUCAUUUCACUCUUCUUGAUUUAUCAAAUCUCAUCAAAGAUUAAAAAAAAUAAUGGACACUUCAAAUCCAACUCUUGAUUCCACCGCCGGCGACACCGAACCAUUCCUCCGCCGCACUCUCCGCCGCACCAUCCACCACACACCACCACUCCGCACCGCCACGCAUUUCUUUCGUCGUGCCAGCUCACAUCGCAUGAUGCUCCGCGAACCAUCAGUCCGUGUACGAGAACGAGCAGCAACGGAGGUGGAAAACCGGCAGAGAGAGUGGGCUUAUUCAAAACCCGUUGUAGCACUUGAUAUAGCGUGGAACUUGUCGUUUCUUGUUGUUAGUGUUGUCGUUUUGGGGUUGAGUAGUGAAGAGGAACCGUGUGUGCCGCUUAGGGUGUGGAUUUUGGGUUACUUGUUGCAGGGGUUGGUUCAUUCGGUGUGUGUUGUUUUGGAAUUCAGAAGAAGGAGAAGGGGUAGUUAUUUGGAAGAUGAUGAUUCUGUUUUGGAGAAUGGUUUACGUUGGAGUUUCAGUUCUGAGAGUGAUUCUGAUUUUGCUUCUGAGCAUGAGAGUGAGGAAAAUAGUAUUAUCAAGCACAUAGAGUCUGCAAAUACCAUUCUAUCAUUCAUAUGGUGGAUUCUUGGGUUCUACUGGGUAACUGUAGGUGGUCAGAGUUUGACAAAGGAUUCACCUCAGCUUUACUGGCUAUGUAUUACAUUUCUUGCUUUCGAUGUUGUCAUUGUAGUGAUUUGUGUUGCUGUUGCAUGUCUCAUUGGAAUUGCUGUUUGCUGUUGUCUUCCAUGCAUACUUGCUAUUUUGUAUGCAGUGGCUGAUCAGGGAGCAACCAUGGAAGAGAUUGAUCAGUUGCCAAAAUAUAAGUUUAGAAUGAUAAAGGAAUCUAAGGAAGAAGGGGAUGCCCAAGAAUCAUCCAGAGGAGUGAUGACGGAAUGUGACAAUGAUACAGCUUCUGAGCAUGUUAUUGCCUUAGAAGAUGCAGAAUGCUGUAUCUGCCUUUCUGCCUAUGAUGAUGGGGCUGAACUUAGAGAACUUCCUUGCAACCACCAUUUUCAUUGUACAUGCAUCGACAAAUGGCUGCUAAUCUGUGCUACCUGCCCUCUCUGCAAAUUUGACAUUUUGAGCACUGAUAAUCCCAAUCAAGAAGUUUGAACUAUUUACUUGUUGCAUUGACAAGGUCGGCAUAACCCUUUUCACAACAAUCUCAUAUUCACUUUGUUGCAAGUACAUUACCAGAGUCACUGACAAAAAUUGAAGGUGAAAAAAAUGGAAUUCAAUUUUAAUUUCCAUCGUUAAAUGUUAUAGACGCAAAACUCGAAAACUAGUUUCAUUUCUUCCUCUCUAAUUUUUGUCGGUAACAACUUGCUUCAUCGUGUUGUCUAUAAUCAGCGGUUUCAACCAAACCAUAUAAGGGAACAAUUUGUUUCCAUUGGUAUAUAUGAAGAAUUUGAGUCCUUUCACUUUAGCUCAUAACUUGACUAGUUACAAUAGAAAUUACAUUUCUUGCUUAAGGUUCCACCUAUUGUUUUAUUUUACAGUAUAUCUCUUAAAUGACAAGGUCAUAAAGCUAGAAGAAAAAUAUGUUGUUUUAUAUGGCAAAUGAGUGAAUAGGUGUUGUGAUCUAUGGAAAUAUUUUUUAUAGUUGAUUACUA
Messenger RNA from Medicago truncatula (barrel medic), 1727 nucleotides. RefSeq names its product E3 ubiquitin-protein ligase At1g63170. The coding region runs from base 127 to 1227 and encodes 366 amino acids. Gene Ontology annotation, cellular component: plant-type vacuole. The record is from RefSeq and is a predicted model, not a curated record. The transcript has 5 exons. NCBI's taxonomy places the organism in Eukaryota, Viridiplantae, Streptophyta, Magnoliopsida, Fabales, Fabaceae. Gene Ontology annotation, biological process: protein ubiquitination; ubiquitin-dependent protein catabolic process. Gene Ontology annotation, molecular function: ubiquitin protein ligase activity.